Lotus japonicus is the source of this 1745-nucleotide messenger RNA. RefSeq lists its product as uncharacterized. The coding region runs from base 235 to 1515 and encodes 426 amino acids. Lineage: Eukaryota; Viridiplantae; Streptophyta; Magnoliopsida; Fabales; Fabaceae. The record is from RefSeq and is a predicted model, not a curated record. The transcript has 7 exons.
AAAAAUGGGUGAGUAAGUACCAAUAUUCUUCUCAAACUUAUCGCAGCCUUUCUGAACAGAACGGUAGCUAGAAUGCGGUGUGUUUUAGAGCGUGGACCAUCGCCGAAAUCAUCAUAUGACAGCUCCAUUUGUGUCGUGUAAUUGUAUAAUCCAAAGUUCUACUUCCUUAAUGGCAAAGAAACCCGAUAUAUAAGGCACCGCGUAAUCCAUAACGUGGUCUCUGAGCUAUCAACUAUGGAGGAGCCUCUGCUAUCAGUAGAACAAUCGGUUGAGAAGCAGAGUGAAAAAUGGAGCUCAUAUCAACAUAUGGGUCGAACCGGUUCUGCUUCAUUGGGUGGGACUGAGGUGAGUGUGGGUGAAAUACGAUCUGCUGCUGCUGCUGCUGCUGCUUCUUCUUCUGCAGGUUACUAUCCUCCUUCUCUUCAUGGAGCUUUGGUUGGAUCGCCCGAGCCUGAUCCUACAGUGCAAGCACCUGUUUAUCAAGGUGGAUAUGGAGGAGAUUAUGGUGGACCCAGAACCGAAUACAAGAGGGAAACCUUGGAUGAAGUAGAGAUACGAGAGUUACUCAUUGAUCAUGUAGGCCACCGUUGUUGUUGGGGUAGCCGUCCUGCUCGAUCAUGGAAGAUUCAUGCGGUGGAAGACUGUAACGUUUAUGUUGGAACUCUGGAUACUUUUAUAGAGGAAAGAGAGAUCAUAAAAGAGACGGAGACAUACCUUGGUGGCAGUUUUGAUGGACAGGAUAAAGGGCCUGAACUAAGUAUUUGGGAAUUGGAUCUAAGGUCUCAGUUUCCUGUUCUGUUUGCACCCUACAAAGAAGUACGUGAAAAGAUUCCUCAUUCUGAAAUUAUUGAGAAAUGCUCAGGUUGUGCUGGGCGGGGGGAUCUAGUCUGUGCCACAUGCAAUGCAGGCCAAGAACCUGGAUAUUAUAAAGAAAAUCAGAUGAACCAGUGUUCUACAUGUUAUGGAAGGGGUUUGAUUGCUCAUAAAGAUGGUUCUGACACCCUAUGUGUGAAAUGUAAUGGUAAAGGGAAGAUUCCUUGUGCGACUUGUGGAUCUCGUGGACUAAUUAAGUGUGAAACAUGCAAUGGAAGUGGAUCUCUUCUAUCACGCAGUGUUGCCAUUAUUAAAUGGAAGACACUUUCAACUCGAAAAGUAAAUGCAACAAGAGGAGCAGCAUCAGUACCAGAUGAGGUUUUCCACAGAGCCAAAGGAGUUCAGCUAUGCAACACUCAGGCUUACCAGUGCACUCCUGCGUUUUUCGCUGAUUCCUUCUUUCUCAACAAGUUCUCUUCUGAAGUCAUUGCUGAGAGAGCUCAAGUACCGACCACCGCAAGGAUCAUAUGUGAGAGACACACAAUCUCAGUUGUGCCGGUGACUCGCGUCACCAUGGCUCAUCGUCGGCAAUCCUUCAGUUUCUAUAUCAUAGGAUAUAGCAGGGAGGUGUAUUUAAAGGAUUAUUACCCCUCUAGAUAUUGCUGGGGCUUGUGUCCAUGUUUGGAGUGGUUGAAGUUAUAAUGUUAGAAAAAAAUUCCAUCCUGGCAGCAUUUGGCAGAUGUACAUGUGAGUUCUAUGUUGUUCGUUCUGGUUGAGAAUAACAGAAACAGAUUUCUGUGUUUAAGGGGUUUGUAGAUGAACUUUAUUGUAUGCAUGAUAUAUCCAUUGGCUUGUAUGGAUCACAGCUAUGUGGUUACAUUUAUGAAAUAAAGCUAGAUUCAAGUGGUACCAAUUACCAUACCACCUGUAAA